AUGCUAAAAAAUCAUCUUCGACUUGGGGUGUUAUAUUUUAAAAUAAUUUGUCAAGAUCCAAGGGUAGACAACUAUUUCAUGAUGAAGAGUCCCUGGUCCAGUUUGAUUAUCUGUUUGUUCUACGUUCUUGCUGUCCUCUACAUUCUGCCUCGCUACAUGGAGAAACGGCCACCUUUUGAAUUCAGACAGCUCUUGAUCUUUUACAAUUUUGCUAUGGUGGUCCUAUCUGGAUACAUAUUCAUGGAGUUUGGUCUGUCAGGUUGGUUUGUUGGAUAUAGUUACAGUUGUCAGCCGGUUGAUCACUCAACAUCUCCACAAGCUAUCAGGAUGGUAAACGUUAGCUGGUGGUUCUUCAUUUCAAAGUUCAUUGAACUCUUGGACACUGUUUUUUUUGUACUGAGAAAGAAGAACAACCAGGUGACAUUUCUGCACGUCUUCCAUCAUGGUAUCAUGCCAUUCUCCUGGUGGUUUGGCGCCAAAUUUGUCCCUGGUGGAUUUGGAACAUUCCAUGCCUGGUUGAACUCUUUCAUCCAUUUCCUCAUGUACAUUUACUAUGGGCUGUCUGCCAUGGGACCUGCAUAUCAGAAGUUCAUCUGGUGGAAGAAAUAUAUGACCACCAUGCAGAUUACCCAAUUCAUUGUGGUGUGCAUUCAUUCAUCCCAACUCCUCUUCAUGGAGUGUGACUAUCCAAUCAUCUUCACCUACUGGAUCGGAUCCUACGCCAUCAUCUUCCUCAUCCUCUUCCUCAACUUCUAUGUGCAAGCCUACAAGAAACCUACCAGAGGUCUCGGCGAAUGA
Molecule: messenger RNA, 798 nt
Organism: Helobdella robusta
Lineage: Eukaryota; Metazoa; Annelida; Clitellata; Rhynchobdellida; Glossiphoniidae
Exons: 6
Coding region: 1-798 (265 amino acids)
Biological process (GO): sphingolipid biosynthetic process; fatty acid elongation, saturated fatty acid; very long-chain fatty acid biosynthetic process
Cellular component (GO): endoplasmic reticulum membrane
Molecular function (GO): fatty acid elongase activity
Source: RefSeq, a predicted model, not a curated record